Molecule: messenger RNA, 945 nt
Organism: Thermothelomyces thermophilus ATCC 42464
Lineage: Eukaryota; Fungi; Ascomycota; Sordariomycetes; Sordariales; Chaetomiaceae
Exons: 1
Coding region: 1-945 (314 amino acids)
Source: RefSeq, a predicted model, not a curated record
AUGGCGUCGUCUCCCGAGCGCGCCGGGACGGAAGGCGACGGCGAUCAGAAACAGGGAUCCGGGGCCAUCACGGUGACCUUCUUCACGACGGGCACCGUUCAGAUCCGGCCGCAGAUGAGAAGCCAGCCGAUAUCGAACCAGUGGGUCCUCGGCCGACGGCUGCGGUCCUUUUUCGAUCGCGGGUGGACUGACCCCUUGCCCAUCGGGGUCUUCCUCGUCUCCCACCCGGACGGCCCGAUCCUCUUCGACACGGGCGAGUCGCCCCGCCGCAACGAGCCGGGGUUCGUUCCCGGGUGGCUGCCCAUCAACCUGCUCGCGCGCACCACCAUCUCGCGCGAAGACGGCGUCGUCGCCCAGCUGCGGUCGCGCGGCAUCGAGCCGUCGGCGCUCCAGGCCGUUGUCAUCAGCCACCUCCACGGCGACCACGCGGGCGGGCUCCAGGAGCUGGUCGCCGCCGCGCCGGACGUGCCCGUCUACGUGAGCCGGGAGCACUGGGACUUUGUGACGGGCACCAACUCCCUCCAUGCCAAGACCCAGGGGUUCGACCGGAGCCACUGGCCCGCCAACUUCAAGCCCCGGUUCCUCGAGCCCCUGGGGGGGCCGGUCGGGCCGUGGAAGCAGUCGGCCAAGAUCACGGCGGACGGGAGGGUGCUGGCCGUGGACACGCCGGGCCACGUGCCCGGACACAUCUCGGUCAUCGUUCAGGGCGACGGCGACGGCGGGCGUGGCACGACCUAUCUUCUGGCGGGUGACGCCACGUACGGGACCGAUUUUCUGGACCGGGAAGAACCCGACGGCAUCAACGACGACCCCAAGACGGCGCUCAAGAGCUUGAUGCUCAUCAAGGAGUUCGCGCGCGAGACCGAGCUGGUGGUGCUGCCCAGCCACGAUGCCGCCGUGGAGCGGCUGCUAAAGGAUCGGGUCGUCUAUAAGCCCAAGCCAUAA